GUGUCUCAGAUAGUCCGACCGGUGGACGGGGCUCAAACCAAUAUAAGGAGGGGCAAGCCCCCCUCCCCAAAAUCGAAAAUCAAACGCGAGCAGCCCCCAAAUCCAGAUCUCAAGAUCUCCCGGCGAGUUGAGCAGAAAUCAGAUCAACCGAUGGCCGGCGUCGAGUGUGUCUGCCCUGGCAAACGAAAGGCGGCGACUUUUUCCGGCGAGGAGCCUUCCCCGACGGCCAAGAGGACGGCCGGCUGUUCCCGAGGAGAGGAGGAGAUUCCGGCGGCGAAGAAGAUGUGGCGGCUGCCGCGGGAGGAGGUCGACCGGAUCGUCGACUGGCCGCCGUACGUCCCUCCCGCCCUGUACCGAGACCUGAAGCGUGACAACCCGUCGCUUCUGCCGUCGCCGGAGGAGGAGAAGGACGAGCGCACGGUGCUCCUCUACCGGUACGCGCGCGAGUUGUACGAGCAUUUGGAGGAGUUCGCCGGGUUCCAGGCCAGGGUCCGCCGCGAGUACGCCUCCAAAGGAUUCGUGGAGGUCGACUACGACUGCGUCGGCGCCGAGGCCGUGGCGCAGAGGCGGGUCAACCAGGCACGCGGUUCUGUUGCAACGUCUGGAGCUGUGCAUGUGCUAUCUUCUCGCACGACUCCACUGAUUCAUCUCCAGGCCUUGCGAUGGUGCCAUUGCCAUGGAACCGAGGCAAGGUUUCUGUUCCAAGCUCUAGUUUGCUGUACUGACAAUUUGUCUUCCAAGAUUGUUUGCUUUUAUAGUUCGAAACUAUAUGCAUUGAUGUGGAUAUUGGGGCUUGUUUAUUUUGCUACUGCUUUUUAGGGCCAUAUGCUUCAUUGGUUAGAUCUGCCUGGCCAUAGUGGUUAGCCAUCAUCUUCAGGUCCAGUUGGAUAUAUAGAUCACCAGUUUUUGGAACUGGGUGCAGUGCCCUGCUUAACAAAGUUGAAUAUUCACUUAUUUUCCUUGGUGAGAUAUACCUCCAAAUCUGGUAGGGCGCUGUUAAUCGUAUUGUUUGCCUUCUUUUUUCCCUGUCUAAUUUUGGUGGUUGUUUCAAGGUUUGUAGGUGAUGCUGAAGCUAGUGGCCCUCAAUAGUAUGCAGAGGCGAUCUAGCAGAUGAGGGUACUAUAAAUCCGAAGGGUAAAAACUAGAGAAAUUUGCGGUCUUAUGCAGUUAUGCCUCCCUGAGAUAUGUGUGAGCCCAGGAGUGGAAUUUCGUAUGGUGAUCCUUGUGUUACUGGUCUGCUGGUAGUUUCUGUUGUGUUAAUUGUUGAAACCCUGGUGGCCUUGGAAUGGUUGUGCCCUGGAGCUGUAAGCAGCGGUUAUUAUUUCUAGGCCUUUUGUUAAGCACUAAGCAGUGUGUUUGUCUUCAAACUGGCGAGCUUGCGCUUGGUUUUAACCUUUGUGGCGACACGUUUUCUGUGCAUAAUGCUGGAUGAUGGUUAUUCUGCUGCUA
This is a messenger RNA of Triticum urartu, 1449 nucleotides long. RefSeq lists its product as uncharacterized. Lineage: Eukaryota; Viridiplantae; Streptophyta; Magnoliopsida; Poales; Poaceae. The record is from RefSeq and is a predicted model, not a curated record.